Molecule: messenger RNA, 2815 nt
Organism: Bursaphelenchus okinawaensis
Lineage: Eukaryota; Metazoa; Nematoda; Chromadorea; Rhabditida; Aphelenchoididae
Source: the annotation of a GenBank genome assembly
AUGAAGAGGUACCACAUUGGAUGUACAUGGGCAGGAGCUGUGGUUGGGGCAAUCCCACCACUAAUGGGAUACGCUGCGAUGACAGGGUCGUUGGAUACUGCGGCUUUGGUUUUGGCUGCUAUUCAUUACUCGUGGCAGUUUCCUCAUUUCAAUGGCCUCAGCUGGAAUCUUCGUGGAGAUUACAGUAAAGCUGGCUAUAGGGUAAUGUGUGUGACAGAUGAAGACAUUUGUAGGAAAACGACGAUGAGGUACGUUUCUCUUUUAAAUUGCUUUAUUGAUAGUUGUAACAAGUUAUUAUUCACUCAAGAUCGUUUUUACAAUGGUCUAUAUUCUAGGCAUGCUGUAGCUUUGUUUGGUAUGUGUUCGAUAGCUGCACCAUUGUGCGACUUGGCUCCGGUCAACUUUGCGUUAGAGUCGAUCCCUUUGAAUGCGCUUUUGAUCUACCUUUCCUACAAAUUCUACAAAGCUCCAGACUCCAAAAAUAGUCGGACAUUGUUUAGAUACUCGUUGCUGUACCUUCCGUUAAUACUGAUUCUGAUGGGUAUCAGUCAGAAGGGUAGGACGGAGAAGAAGGGAUUUGAUCUAGAAAAACUGCCUGGGGCAUCGCUCAAACAGUAGGUUGACAAUUAAGGUCCCGGUUGAUGACAUAAUACGGAUGUCGCAAGGAUUUAGUUGUAUGACUAGGAUAUGUACAGAAAUAAAUUGUUACUGUUACUGUAAGAUACUAACCGAGUUUGAUAUAGAAGUAUUAAAGUUUUUACUGUAAAGUAAUGGGGUUUAUUUCAAAUGUAAAGGCUUAUUUUUAACUUUACAAAAGUUUAUUGACAUUUGCUAUAAAAGAUUAAAAGUCAAUUUCUUUGAGUUCUUUGUGUUGCCUUCUACGUGCCAACGAGGGACACCAGUACUCUUUAGUAAUCCAACAUACCACCAUGAUCCACAGUAUUAGUAACAUCCACCCUAAUCGUCGUAUCUUCUCGUCUGCACCAGAUUCCUGAGCCAUUAGAACUGAUUAACACAACAUGUGAUAGAUCAUCUGAAAGUGGAAAGGAGUACGUGUUAAACCGACAUGUAGAGCAACUGGAAUAAUCUCGGCCAAAUCUGUCAGACCCGUGAAUCCCCAGUGGCUAGAAUCAGUUAUCUUGUGUACUUUUCGAAAAUUCCUGCACGUAUACGAUGAAGUUAUUAUACUUUACUAGAUCUUACGUAUAAGAAGGUUUAAACUUCAGUAAUUUGCAAUCAGUUGUUACCUAAACCUGAAAGUAAAAGAACUAAAAAUGAAACAAAGUAUUCGGUCUUCAAGUUGUCUUACUGAUUAGCCUUAAAAGAACUUGCCCGCCAACUGGUAUAAGACAAACAAAGAAGAGUAUUGAGUUUCUCACCUUAUUUCCUUUCGUAAUUCGACCGGUCGCGACUGUCGAUGGCCGUUCCACUUCACUUUGUCAUCAGUUGAUUACCGGUCGAUUUGUUAUGAUUUUAUGGGUUCUACUCUUGUGUAUCGUAUGGGCGAACCUGAUACUACCGUUUUUUGUAACAUGUAACAACAAGUCUAAAGUAAUGUCAAUUCUUUUGUCUUGUACUAUUUUGUCCAGAAAGGACAAUAUUUUUUUCAGUUUUUGAUAUUUGUAUUCGUUUGAAAGUAUUUUGGUUUUAUUAUUACGUGCUGUACUAACGUGCCUUUGUGUUAGUUUAGUUUUAUUAGUCAUUCUAACAAUUUUAAGUUAUCGUUUUAGAAUUCUGAAAUUAAAAAACGGAGAAAAAAGCCAUUUGGAUCUCAGAGAGCUGUUCAACCUCCGUCUUCCUCAUCUGAUGACAAUCUCAAACCUAAUGAAUCUAUCAAUCCCCCUAACGAAUCAGCCCCGACUAACCAAAGCUGCGCCCAAUCACAUCCAGAAUUGGUACCAUAUACUCUGCAUGGCUGUGUGCCACUCGGACAGUCGAAUGUUACCGCACCUAAAGAGAAUAAGAAGGUCGAGAGUGACAGCGAGACCGACUUCAGAAGCCUGGAAGAGAAAAUGAAGAAUCAAAGUGCUCCGCGAGAGAGCAUCGCCCACACCGGAAAGAAACGAGAAUCGAUCCGGAAGAUCGACGAUGAAAAGAAAGAAUCUGAAUCUGAUGAGCCCACUCAGCCUAGUGUGCCGAAGAACAAGAAGUCUGGAGAGCUGUUAGAAGCCGAUCCCACACAGUACCAAGAUGUUAAGAAUGUCUCCAAACGUGGAAAGUACAGUACUAGAGGAAAGGCUGCACCUGGAUUGGUAGAAGACAAAACCCAGUAUCAAGAUGGCAAAAACCUCCCCAAACGUAGAAUGUACAGUAUCAGAGGAAAAGCCACAAUUGGGGAAGACAAAACCCAAUAUCAAGAUCCGAAGAACGUCUCUCAACGUAAUCGGUUGGACGCUACUCAGUACGACGCCAAGAAUCUGACGCAACGAAAGAAACGUUCGAAGAGGAAGAAGGACGGUGAAGUUGAUCCUACACAGUACGAGAACAAGACUGGCACUACGGUAAGACGACCGGUAAACGAGGUCAAGAAGGACAAUCACGCGUCAUGUGUAAGUUACUGUUUUUUUCUAAGGGAGUAAUACAAUUGAGGUCACUGUAGUUGAGAGAGUUAUGUCCUAUAAAUCUCACUUUGCACAAGUUUACUCUAACUUGAUAUUGCAGAACCAAAUCCCGUCGAAAGUGGCUGAUCGUGUCCAUUGUAAACAAGAAUCGGCCUACAUUGAGGUAAGUAUUGUGUUUACAGUGUUUAUGUUUCUUGAAGACGUUGUGAUAUGGUAUCAUGUUUCAGGGUGGAGAACAACGUCCGCUGAGAUGA